UUCGUUUUUUUAUUCCUCAUCUACUUAGGGUUCCAGCUCCCUGUGCCCAUUGGCCACGCCUCUGGAGUCUGACCACGCCUAGAAACACUGCGCAUGCUACGUCGCUAGCCAGCCCAGGCUCGGCGCAGAAUCGGCAGAAACCAUUCUCACUUCUCGUACCGCAGUGGGCGGGGGGUUGGUGAUAAUUUUUUCCCGUGAAAGGUCAUACGUUGCCCGUCCCGUUCCCCGAGGAAUGCACUAGGAAUAUUGUUCCUGUGCUUGCAUGAGCUAUGGCACCAGCACCGACUCUGGCUUCCGGGCCUCUGUCCUGCACGGGAGCCUCUCACUAGGUCUCCCCCGGGGCUGCGUUGGUGCCGUCCGGCACGGUCACGUGGGCGAGAAAAUGGCGGCCCCCAAACCGCACUGCGAGCGUCGCGGCAAGUGAAGCGGUGGUGGCGGAGGCGUCCGCGGAAACUGGCCGGGCUGACGGGCCCUGAGUCUCCAGAGCUCGGUUCUCACACCCCCGCGUCCCGAGGUUUAGCCUGAGCAGGGUUGUGGAAGGCCGGGGCCCAUCGACAGCACGAUGGUGACGGAGCAGGAGGUGGAUGCCAUCGGGCAGACGCUGGUGGACCCCAAGCAGCCCCUGCAGGCCCGCUUCCGGGCGCUGUUCACCCUGCGUGGGCUCGGUGGCCCAGGCGCCAUUGCCUGGAUCAGCCAGGCCUUCGGUGACGAUUCUGCCCUGCUCAAGCAUGAGCUGGCCUACUGCCUGGGCCAGAUGCAGGAUGCCCGCGCCAUCCCCGUGCUGGUGGACGUGCUGCAAGACACCCGUCAGGAGCCCAUGGUGCGCCAUGAGGCAGGGGAGGCCCUGGGGGCCAUCGGGGACCCGGAGGUUCUGGAGCUCCUGAAGCAAUAUUCCUCGGACCCCGUCAUCGAGCGAGUGCCCCUCUCCCCUGCAGGCCUGCACUGUGGGAGCGCCCUCUUCCGCCACGAGGUCGGCUACGUCCUGGGACAGCUGCAGCAUGAGGCGGCGGUGCCCCAGUUGGCAGCUGCCCUAGCCCGGUGUGCCGAGAACCCCAUGGUGCGGCACGAGUGCGCGGAGGCCCUGGGCGCCAUCGCCCGGCCCGCCUGCCUGGCCGCGCUGCAGGCUCACGCGGACGACCCAGAGCGCGUGGUGCGUGAGAGCUGCGAGGUGGCUCUGGACAUGUAUGAGCACGAGACCGGGCGAGCCUUCCAGUAUGCGGACGGCCUGGAGCAGCUACACGGGGCCACCUCCUAGGGCCUCGCCCUCACCUGGGGCUCCCUGAGGACUCUUGAGGGCCGCUCCUCCCCCGCAGGGCUUUGGCGUCUAAACUGGGUGUGUGUGUGAAUCGGUGUCAUCGCUUGUGUCUUGCUGGGUGCACGGUUGCUGUCCUCCUUCUCUGGGACCCAGGAGCUGCCUUUGUGCUGUGACUCCCUGAGUCCACUGGCAGCUCCCCGGGGCCUAGCCCAGGGCUGUAGGGUGGAAGUUUCCAGGUUCAGGGGUGGGACUCUGCGGGAGGCUCUGGGAUGCCCGGCUCAGGACAGGGGAGGAUUGCCAGGGAAGCCAGGGG
Messenger RNA from Mandrillus leucophaeus (drill), 1568 nucleotides. RefSeq names its product deoxyhypusine hydroxylase/monooxygenase (gene DOHH). Gene Ontology annotation, molecular function: deoxyhypusine monooxygenase activity. The coding region runs from base 563 to 1255 and encodes 230 amino acids. Lineage: Eukaryota; Metazoa; Chordata; Mammalia; Primates; Cercopithecidae. The transcript is spliced from 4 exons. The record is from RefSeq and is a predicted model, not a curated record. Gene Ontology annotation, biological process: peptidyl-hypusine biosynthetic process.